AUGCUGCCAAUCUUGCUCGCUUUGGCUGCCUUCGUGGCAUCGUCUACUCAAGCGGCGCUGCCGACCCCGACGGCGCUGCUCAAGGCAUCAACCAAGAAUCAGGACCUGUACAGCAAGAGCAGCAAGGACAUCAGUCCGCUCACCUUUGACGACAACGGCAACUUUCAGAUUUCCAUCUUUGAGGAUCUCCAUUUCGGGGAGAAUGCUUGGGACUCGUGGGGGCCUGAGCAGGACAUUCAUUCUGUCAAGGUCAUCGACAAGGUGCUUGACCAGGAAUCUCCUGGCCUGGUCGUCCUCAAUGGCGACCUGAUCACAGGCGACAACGCCUUUCUGGAGAAUAGUACCGUGUAUAUCGACCAGAUCGUCAAACCUCUCCUGGAUCGCGACCUAUUCUGGGCUUCGACCUACGGCAACCACGAUUACGGCUUCAACAUCUCCGGGGUCGACAUACUGGCGCGGGAGAAGCUCUGGCCCAACAGUCUCACUUUGAGCAUGGUCGCAGGCAUCAAAGCCGGUGUUUCCAACUACUACUUGCCCGUAUAUGCGCCAGACUGUCACGAGUCGCAGUGCGCCCCCGAGUUGCUGCUCUGGUUCUUCGACAGCCGCGGCGGCCUUUACUCCCAGGAGCACAACGCAGACGGCACUCUCCGCAGCCAGCCGGGCUGGGUUGACACGAGCGUCGUCGAAUGGUUCCAGGCGGCCUCUUCACGCAUCGCCGAGAGCGCCGGCCGGACUAUCCCGUCGCUAGCCUUUGUGCAUAUCCCGACAAACGCGUCGCAGGCGCUGCAGACGGAGCAUGGCCGGGACAGCAUCCAUCCCAACCACCAGCCAGGCAUCAACGACGACUAUCCGCUCGCUCCGCAGGCUCAAGGGUGGUGCUCCGACGGCCGCAACGAUGGCUCUUGCCAGUACGGCGGCCAGGACCUGCCGUUCAUGAAGGCGAUUGCCUCGACGCCAGGGCUCAUUGCCCUGUUCUCGGGCCACGAUCAUGGCGAUUCCUGGUGCUACAAGUGGGACCGGCUUCUGCCUGGGAUGACGGUCACCGGCAACGGCGUCAACCUUUGCUUCGGGCAGCGUUCUGGGUACGGCGGGUAUGGGCAUUGGAUUCGGGGCUCCAGGCAGGUUCGAGUCUCGCGCGACAAGCUUCGCACCGCCGCCGAGGCCGAGACGUGGAUUCGGCUCGAAACUGGUGACUUCGUCGGCUCCGUCACACUCAACGCCAGCUACGGCAAGGACUGGUAUCCCGCGACACCAAACGACAUGACCUAUUGCCCUACAUGCAACUACUCCAUCUCGACCCAGAUGUAA
Hirsutella rhossiliensis is the source of this 1308-nucleotide messenger RNA. Its product is annotated as calcineurin-like phosphoesterase domain-containing protein. Bases 1 to 1308 code for a protein of 435 amino acids. The record is from RefSeq and is a predicted model, not a curated record. NCBI's taxonomy places the organism in Eukaryota, Fungi, Ascomycota, Sordariomycetes, Hypocreales, Ophiocordycipitaceae. Gene Ontology annotation, cellular component: cytoplasm. The transcript is spliced from 2 exons. Gene Ontology annotation, molecular function: hydrolase activity, acting on ester bonds.